Paramecium primaurelia is the source of this 1400-nucleotide messenger RNA. The record is from the annotation of a GenBank genome assembly. NCBI's taxonomy places the organism in Eukaryota, Ciliophora, Oligohymenophorea, Peniculida, Parameciidae.
UAAUAUGAAAAAGCCAUAAUGUGUUAUGAUCAAGCCAUUUCAAUUGAUCCUAAUAAUGUUGAUGCCUAUAAUGGAAAAGGUUUUGUCGCUAUAAUUGAAUUUUAGGUAAUAGUUUACGCAAAUUGAAAUAAUAUGAAUAAGCCAUAAUCUGCUAUGAACAAGUCAUUUCAAUUGAUCCAAAAUAUGUUGAUGCCUAUAAUGGAAAAGGUUUUAUAUUGAUAAUUGAAUUUAGGCUUAAGUUUACAAAAAUUGAAAUAAUAUGAAUAAGCAAUGAUCUUCUAUGAUAAAGCCAUUUCAAUUAAUCACAAUUAUGUUCUUGCCUAUUAUAACAAAGGUUUUAUACUUAUAAUUGAAUUUUAGGUAAUUGUUUACAGAAUUUGAAAUAAUAUGAAUAAGCCAUAAUCUGUUAUGAUAAAGCUAUUUAACUUGAUUAAAAUCAUGUUGAUGCCUAUAAUGGAAAAGGUUUUAUUUCGAUAAUUGAAUUUUAGGAAAUAGUUUACAUAAUUUGAAAUAAUAUGGAUAAGCAAUAAUCUGCUAUGAUCAAGCCAUUUCAAUUGAUCCUAAUUAUGUUGAUGCCUUUAAUAACAAAGGUUUAAUCUCUAUAAUUUAAUUUUAGGUAAUAGCUUAUACAAUUUGAAAUAAUAUGAACAAGCAAUCAUAUGCUAUGAUCAUGCUAUUAUAAUCGAACCAAAUUAUGUUGAUGCCUAAAAUAACAAAGGUUUAAUCUCUAUAAUUGAAUUUUAGGCUUAAGUUUAUACAAUUUGAAAUAAUAUGAAAAAGCAAUAAUAUGCUAUGAUAAAGCUAUUAAAUUUGAUCACAAUAAUGUUAUUGCCUAUUUUAACAAAGGUUUUAUACCAAUAAUUGAAUUUUAGGUAUUUGUUUACAGAAUUUGAAAUAAUAUGAAUAAGCCAUAUUCUAUUAUGAUAAAGCUAUUUCACUUGAUUAAAAUCAUGCUAUUGCCUAUUUUAACAAAGGUGUAUCUCCAAAGCUAAAUUUUAGGCUUAAGUUUAAACGAUUUGAAAUAAUAUGAACAAGCAAUAAUCUGCUUUGAUAAAGCUAUUACAUUUGAUCACAAUCAUGUUAUUGCCUUUUAUAACAAAGGUUUUUCUACAUAAUUUAAUUUUAGGUAAUACUUUAUACAAUUUGAAAAAAUAUGAAUAAGCAAUAAUCUGCUAUGAUAAAGUUAUUUCAAUUGAUCCAAAUUAUUUUAAUGCCUAUUUUAACAAAGGUUUUAUACCCAUAAUUCAAUUUAAGGUAAUUGUUUACACAAUUUAAAAUAAUAUGAACAAUCAAUAAUCUGCUAUGAUAAAGCUAUUUCAAUUGAUCCAAAAAAUGUUGAUGCCUUUUAUAACAAAGGUAAUAUUUUAUUUUUAUUUUAGCAAAUUCCUUAUAACUAUUGA